Moneuplotes crassus is the source of this 1253-nucleotide messenger RNA. Lineage: Eukaryota; Ciliophora; Spirotrichea; Euplotida; Euplotidae. The record is from the annotation of a GenBank genome assembly.
GAAACAUAAAUUUAAUAAAUAUGAAAUCAUUUAUCCUAAUUCUACUCAUACUGGGUAUUACCUUGGCAGAGGAUCCUUUCGCUGGGGAGGACUACGAUGCCGGUCUCAUAGAAAUUGCUGAGGGUGAUGAACUAUUCUACUGGCUUAUUAGGUCAAGAGGUGACAAAAACAAAGAUCCUCUUGUAAUUUGGCUUAAUGGAGGUCCAGGCUCCGCUUCAGAACUCGGCUUAUUUUAUGAAAAUGGACCAUGGAAAAUCAAUGACGAUCUUACUUUGAGAAGAAAUGACCAUUCUUGGAAUGAACUUGCAAAUGUUUUAUACCUCGACCAACCUAUUGAUGUUGGAUUCAGUAAGACAGAUGACUAUGAUCACAUUCCAAUCAAUGAGGAUGAGAUCGCUGAUGACUUCUACACCUUCAUGACUCUCUUCAUGGAGAAAUUUCCUGAAUACAAAGGAAGAGACUUCUACAUCACUGGAGAAAGUUACGCUGGGCAUUACAUCCCAGCAAUGACAGCCAGAAUAAUUGAGAAGAACAACUCUGACAUUAAUAUAAUCGCUUCAGCUAUCGGGAAUGGAUGGGUGUACCCAAGACUUCAGUAUCAAGAAUAUAGGACUUUUGCUGUAGAAAACGAUUUGGUCAAUGUAUUCCAUAAUUACCUCUUGAAAGCUGGAUUCUGGUUCUGUGAUGUGCUAAUCAGAAACAGCUUCACAUUGGCUGCCUUCAAGCAUUGCGAAUAUGUCACUGACACCGUUGUUGGAAAUCCUCCAUCUUUUAACACCUAUGAUAUUAGAGAUAAAUGCGAGAAUGGGUGCUAUGACUUUAGCAAUAUUGGAAGACUUCUUGAUCUGGAAGAAGUCAGAGAGGCCAUCAACAUGGAUGACAGACAGUAUCAGAGAUCAAGCAGCAGAGUAUUUACCAAGAUGAGAGAAGAUCAAAUCGAUAACUUAUCUCCAAGUGUUAGAUACUCUUUAGAUAAUGGAGUUGGAAUGUUUAUCUACUCUGGAGAUAAGGACUAUAUUUGCAAUUGGAGAGGAGGAGAAGCCUGGACAAACGAGAUCUUCUGGGAUGGCCAACAAAGAUUCAGAUCAGCUCAGUACGAAACUUGGUCAGUUAAUGGUACUGCAGCUGGAGAGUAUAAACAAGUUGGACAAUUUACCUUCUUAAAAUUCUUCGACGCUGGCCACUUAGUGCCCAUGGAUCAACCCAAACACGCAUUAGAGAUGUUCAGAAAGUUCCUAGCUAGGGAGUUUUAA